Messenger RNA from Hydractinia symbiolongicarpus, 3135 nucleotides. RefSeq names its product paraplegin-like. The coding region runs from base 525 to 2876 and encodes 783 amino acids. Gene Ontology annotation, molecular function: ATP-dependent peptidase activity; zinc ion binding; ATP binding. NCBI's taxonomy places the organism in Eukaryota, Metazoa, Cnidaria, Hydrozoa, Anthoathecata, Hydractiniidae. Gene Ontology annotation, cellular component: m-AAA complex; membrane. The transcript has 21 exons. The record is from RefSeq and is a predicted model, not a curated record. Gene Ontology annotation, biological process: protein-containing complex assembly; mitochondrial protein processing.
AAUAAAUAACUAAUAACUAACUCUACCCGACGGAAUGAAUACCAAGGCAUUAGUGAUUUCUUCCCUUGCGUUGCCUGCUGCGUUUCUAUCUUUGUCCCUGUGUCAUUUAUCAAAAAUCACUAGAUAAGAUUUUCUUGUACCAAACUUAGUUGUUUGUCUGCCAUUUUUUUGUUUCUUUUUUGCUCAACCUAAAAAUGUGCAAAAUGUGUCCUAAAAUCUCAUUUUGCAUUUUUCAGCACUUUUGAACUUUAAACUACAAUAUCAAAAUUUUUUGAUCCUGGGUUUAUUUUAUCUGUGGUUUAAUAUGUUUUGUGCCGAAAAUUUGAAAACACAAACACGUUCGCAUUUAACUUUAAAAUCUUCUUUUAAACCUAUUUAAAACACACAUAAACCACAGUGGGAGCCGCGAUCAAAAUCAAUUUAACAGUUUUCAAUGAACUUUAUGAUUAACGUCAAAGUUUCCACUGCAAAUCACUAAUUGGACCUAAUUGGUGAUUUUUCCAAUUGUAGACAUACAGCUAGACAUGUUUCGUGUGAAAUUAACUAACCUAUCAAAGGUUUGUUCACCAAAACUUUUGCAACCCCCUGCUGUAUUGUGUCGGUGUCCAUCAAUUUUGUUAAGAGAAAACAUAUAUACCAAGGCUGGUACAUUGAGAGACAUUCCAAAUAUCAAUAAAGACCAAAAUAGUAAAGAUACCAUUGUAUUACAGUACUUGAAGAAAAAUGAUUACAUGCAUCGUAAAGCAAUUAGGAGACUGAUGAGGCAAUCAAGGCAAUGGCUGAAAAAUAAAGAUUUAAAUGCAUUAAAGUCUCCUUUGAUAAACUCUUUGCUUUGGUCAUCACAUGAUCCUGAAAAGAAAUAUAACAAACCAUAUAGAGAUGUUGAAGAGGAUGAUGAGAGAGAAAAAUCAGAGCUACCCGGUGAUGACCCCGAAAAGUCUGGUUUUGCAAAUUUGGUUCGUGUUAUGAUAUUUACAUCGUUAAUAGCAUUUUCGUUAGUCGCGAGUUAUCAGGAUAACAUACCGGAAACAUCAUGGUCGCUUUUCCUAAGGUUAAUGCUGCAAACAGGGGAAGUUGAAAAAUUAGAAGUAUCAUCACACCGCGAUAAAGUCUAUGUGUACCUAGCAAAUGGUGCCAUUAUAAAUGGUAAAGAAGUAUUUGGUUACGGCCCACAUUAUUCAUUCUCGAUUAACAACAUACACUCGUUUGAAGAGAAAUUGAAAACAGCACAACUAGAACUUGGUAUAAAGCCAAAUGAAUUCAUCCCAAUAAAGUACAAUCCUCUUGACACAGAAUUAAUGUCAACAAUUUUCAAUGUAGCUGUCAUAAUCGGAUUAUUUGGUCUUGUUUCUUAUUUUGCAUUUGGUCGAAGGUCUGGUAUGUCUGGAAUUGGUGGGAAUCCUUUUACUAGUCAUACACGUGCUAAAGCUCUGAUUAUUCAACCAGGCUCAAAAAAAGGCAUCAAAUUUGCUGAAGUUGCUGGCAUGCAUGAAGCGAAGGAGGAAGUUCGAGAAUUUGUUGAUUACUUGCAGUAUCCUACAAGGUUCAAAGAGUUGGGUGCAAGGAUUCCUAAGGGAGCACUUCUCUGUGGACCACCAGGCACUGGUAAAACGUUACUUGCAAAAGCUGUUGCUACUGAGUCUGCUGUACCGUUUCUUUCCAUGGCCGGAUCAGAUUUUGUUGAGAUGUUCUCAGGUGUUGGCUCGGCACGUGUGCGCGAUUUAUUUGCGCAAGCAAGAAAGAGAGCGCCGUGUAUUGUUUACAUUGAUGAAAUAGACGCCAUUGGAAGAUCGCGUCGAUCAUCAUCAUCAGUUGGAGGGAACAGUGAACAAGAAAACACUUUAAAUCAGCUCCUCGUUGAAAUGGAUGGUAUGAACACAAUAGAAGGUGUUGUGAUGUUAGCAUCCACAAACAGACCAGAUAUUCUCGACCAGGCCUUGAUGCGUCCAGGAAGGUUCGAUCGUACCAUAACCAUCGAUUUGCCUACAUUACCGGAACGACAAAGCAUAUUUGAAAUUUACUUAAAAAAGCUCAAACUCGAAGAUUCUAUUCGCUCCUACUCCAAAAGCCUUGCUGAGCUUACUCCUGGUAAAAGUGGUGCUGACAUUGCAAAUAUAUGCAACGAGGCUGCGCUUCAUGCUGCGCGCCUGAACGAAAAUGCAGUGGACGACAAAAAUUUCGACUACGCGAUUGAACGUGUCAUUGCGGGUAUCAAGAAAAAUUCGAAUCCAUUAAAUCCUGAAGAAAGGCGAACUGUAGCUUACCACGAAGCGGGGCAUACCGUCGUUAAUUGGAUGUUAAAACAUACGGAACCUGUACUAAAGGUUUCCAUUGUUCCACGGACAUCGACACCACUUGGAUAUUCUCGAAAGUUCCCACUGGACAUCAAGCUCCACACCAACGAACAGCUGUUCGAUAUGAUGUGCGCUUCAUUGGGUGGGCGUGUCGCUGAGGCGAUAAUAUUCAACCGAGUUACGACAGGUGCUGAAGAUGACUUAAAGAUGGUAACUAACAUGGCGUAUCAACAGAUCGUCACAUUCGGUAUGAAUCCACGCAUAGGUCCGAUUUCAUUACCGUUACGAAAGCCAGGAGAAAUGUCCAAGAAACCAUACAGCGACAAAAUGGCGAACUUAAUUGAUGAGGAAGCAAGCUCGUUGAUUGCAAAAGCACACGUUGUCGCCAAAGAACUUCUGUUGGAACAUCGAGACAAACUUGAAAAGGUUGCAGAAGCCUUGCUGGAUCAUGAGGUUUUGGACCAUGACGCGUUAGUAAAAUUAAUCGGCUCUCCACCGCAUGGUGACAAAAGGGAGACAUUUUAUAAAUACGCAUUUCAACCCAGAGGUGCCACCGAUGAAAAUAACACUAUUCCUGCUUAAGAUUAAAAAUAGUUUGUUCUGGUUGAGUGGUGGUUUUAACGGAUCCAAACAUAUCUAUGCGUCUCAAAUGUUGGUAUCAUGGUUGUAAUUUUGCGUUUGGACAUGGUCAUAGUUGCGAAAAGAACGGAAAAUAUUAGAUCCUUAUUAUAGAAACGAUGAAUAAUUUGUGAAUAAUAUUUUAAAGUUAGAAUAUAUUCUUACUUAAGCAUCAAACUAAAUAUGUACCUGUUGUUUUUAUAAUAUACACUUUAAAAUACUA